This is a messenger RNA of Amphibalanus amphitrite, 5964 nucleotides long. Its product is annotated as low-density lipoprotein receptor-related protein 4-like. Gene Ontology annotation, molecular function: calcium ion binding; protein binding. The record is from RefSeq and is a predicted model, not a curated record. The transcript is spliced from 2 exons. Bases 27 to 5534 code for a protein of 1835 amino acids. Lineage: Eukaryota; Metazoa; Arthropoda; Thecostraca; Balanomorpha; Balanidae.
AUUUACUCGAGCGCGCCGCCGUCGCCAUGCUGUGGGUGCGCUGUGCGCUGGUGCUGGUGAGCGCGUGCGGCCGCGCGCCGCCCGCCGACGCCUUUCUGACCACCGGGACCGUGGCGGCGCUGCUCUACUCCAACGGCGGCUCGCUGUCGACGUGCGACGGGGACGGCGAGUUCCUCUGCUCGGACGGCAAGGCGUGCAUCCCGGCCAGCCAGCGGUGCGACGGCUCGGACGACUGCGGCGACGGCUCGGACGAGCAGGACUGCCCGCCGGGCGUGGAGCCCACCGAGGACCUCAAGAGCCAGUGUCUGCCGCCGUCCAUCUGGUGCGGCCGCUGCAUCCCCAUCUCGUGGCGCUGCGAUGGGGAACAGGACUGCAACGACGGCAGCGACGAAAAGGACUGUCCGAGCGUCUCGUGCCAGGGCGGCUUCAAGUGCGACUCGGGCCACUGCGUGCACAUCUCCUGGCUGUGCGACCGUGACGAGGACUGCCCGGACGGCUCCGACGAGCGGAACUGCACCGAGUCGAGGGCGGCCGACUCCGCCCGCUGCCUGCCGGGUCAAUUCCGGUGCUCGGACGGCGCUGGCUGCAUCUCGGCUGCCGCUGUCUGUGACGGCCGGCCGCAGUGCUCCGACGGCUCCGACGAGGGCACCGGCUGCGCGCGGCGCGACACCUGCUCACCUGCCACGUGCACUGCCAGCCAGACCUGUCGGCCGACACCAGCCGGCGGCCACCUCUGUCUGUGCCCCGAGGGUGCGGUCCCUGAUUCCACCGGCGGCUGCCUGUCCGAGGGCUCCUGUGUGGGCCGCGGCUGCGAGUACGACUGCCAGCCCGGCGGUGGGUGCUUCUGCCCGCCGGGGCUGCAGCUGGGAGCCGACAACAGGACCUGCGAGCUGGCGGCCGACAGCGCCGAGCCGGAGCUGCUGCUGGCUGACGGUGACACGGUGCGCCAGCUGGCGCCGCGCUCCCGGCGGUUACACACCCUGGCGCCGGCCGGCGACGAGCGGGUGCUGGCCGUCACCGGCGAGCUGGCCACGCGCACCGCGUACUGGGGCUUCCGGACGGCGGACGGCGGCGGCGGCGUGAGGAGGCGCGCAGACUUUCAGCGCGCCCCCAUCGACCUGUUCCUGAUGAGCGGCGUGCGCGUGGCUGACGCGCUCGCCUGGGAGUGGGUGGCGCGCGUGCUGUACCUGGCUGACGCCGAGCGGGGCCACCUGGCCGCCUGCGACUGGCUCGGCCACUGCGCCGUACUGGUGCGGCCGAGCGGCCGGCUGCUGGCACUGGCAGUCUACCCGCAGCAGGGCUUCCUGUUCUGGUCAGAGAUCAGCGAGAAGGGCGGCCAGAUCACGCGGGCCGGGCUGGACGGUGCGGACGCGGCUCCUCUGCCGCUGACCGGCCUGGAGACGCCGCGCUCCCUGGCCGUGGACCCGGCGGCGCGCCGGCUCUACUGGACCGACACCAGCCGGCGCGUCAUCGAGAGCUGCCUGCUAGACGGCUCCGACCGGCGCGAGGUGCCCGAGCUGCUGGUGCGCGCUCCAUUCUCACUCACCGUGCUCGGCUCCAGCCUCUUCUGGUCCGACCUCGACUCCGAGGACGUGCACGUGUGCAACAAGUACACCGGCAAGAACCGCACGAGCGUCUACAAACGGCGCAGCAUCUGGUCGUUCCGGAUAGCAGCGCUGCACGCCUCUCUGCAGCCGGCACUGCCGAACACCUGCGUCGGCUCUCGCUGCUCGCACCUGUGCCUGCCGUCUCAGACUUCCCCACACGGCCACCGCUGCUUCUGUUCGGAGGGCGAGCGGCUCGGACACGACGGCUUCACCUGCCACCCGGGUAACGCCAGUCAGGUGGUGCUGGCCGGCUCUGACCUGCUGCUGGACGUGCCGGUCGGGGUGCUGGGCGGCGUCGGCGCCACGCCGAUCGAGUACCCGGCCCGGAUGGUGACGGCCGUCACACUCGACUGGGUGCCGGUUGGAGACGGCCUGAACCUGACGCUGCUCUACGCAGACUCCGCCGACGGCGCCAUCCAUGCCGUGGACCUGGAGACGCGACGCCAGCGCACGCUCGUCUCUGGACACCUGACGACGGUGGUGGCUCUGGCGACCGACCCGGUGCGCGGUAACAUCUACUGGGCGGACAGCUCGCGCGGCACGAUCGAACUGGCCAGCGUCGACGGCAGUCACCGUCGCCUCAUCGCGGACGGUCUGCGCCACUUGACUGCGCUGGCCGCGUCGGCGUCCGAGCGCCUCCUGUUCCUGGCACUGGGCGGUCGCGCGGGCUCCAUUCAGCAGAUGGAGCUGGACGGCAGCCGGCGCCGCGCGCUCGUCUCUGAGAGACUCCAGACGCCGUCUUCACUCGCCGCCGAUGACACCAGCGGCCGUCUGUUCUGGGCGGACGCGCAAGCCGGCGCGAUUGAGAGCAUUCGCUUCGACGGUACGGAGCGGCGGGCGCUGAAGCGGUUCCUGGCGGGCCCGCUGUCCGUCGCCGUCACCUCUGGUCGGAUGUUCUGGAGCGAUAUGCACUCGUGGCGGCUGCACUGGGUGCAGCUGAACAACAUCGGCCACCAGUUCGCCCAGUCACUCGGCGAGGCGGUGGACGGCAGAGACGUGAAGCCUCUCCUGCGGCUGGCUGCUGUCGGAGUGGACCGGCUGAAAGAGGUGCUGCGACUCCGCGGGGGGAGCCGCUGCCCGCGCCUGCACUGCGCUGAGCUCUGUCUGCACAACUCUGAGCGCGGCGAGCAGUGUGACUGCGGCACGGGCCGACAGCCGGCGUCUGACGGCCGCUCGUGCGCCCCCGCUGCCUGCUCGGAGCGCGAGUUCGCCUGCCAGUCGGGUACCUGUCUGGAGGCGGACUGGCGCUGUGACGGCUCUCCCGACUGCCCCGGUGGGGAGGACGAGGCCGACUGCCCGCACCGGCGCAUCGCUAUCUGCGGCGCCGACGAGUUCAACUGCACCUCCGGUGAGUGUCUUUCGUCGGUUCUGCGCUGCGACGGCACGCCGCACUGCAGCGACGCCAGCGACGAGGACGGCUGCGCCGACCGGUCGUGCGACGCCGACCAGUUCCGCUGCGGCACCGGCUACUGCGUGCCGGCGCACUACCGCUGCGACCGCCACUCUGACUGCACGGACGGCAGCGACGAGGCGCACUGCGGCGGCGGCGCCUGCAGCAACAGUUCCUUCACCUGCGUCACCAGCCGGCGCUGCGUGGCUGCCGAGUGGUUCUGCGACGGCCACCCGGACUGCGUGGACCUCUCCGACGAGCCGGCCGACUGCCAGCGCCUCAAGAACUGCACAGAGGAGAGCCGGCGGUGUGAUGACGGCCGCUGCGUCAGCGCCGACCUCUGGUGCGACGGUGUGAUUGACUGCGCCGACUCCAGCGACGAGGGAGCGCACUGCGGUGGUAACGGGACGGCCACGCCUCUGCCGCCCCUGCAGCCACGCGAGGAGGACAAGGCGGCGUGUGAGGAGAACCAGCGAGCCUGCGUGGACGGCCGCUGUCUAUCCCUGACCGCCUUCUGCGACGGCACUGCUGACUGCGAGGGCGGCGAGGACGAGCUGGGCUGCGGCGAGCCGACCUGUCCGGGCACAGAGCGGCGCAUCUCGGCCCACUGGCUCUGCGACGGCGAGCGCGACUGCGAGGACGGCUGGGACGAGGCGGCCGCGCAGUGCGACGGCCGCCCGCCGGCCACGAGCACCCCGCCGCCGACGCCCGCCUGUGCCGACGACCAGUUCGCCUGCGCCGACGGCUUCAGCUGCCUGUCUUCGGCCGAGGUGUGCGACGGCGUGGCGCACUGCGGCGACCGCAGCGACGAGGGCGGCAUGUGCGAGACGGCCUGCAGCACGCACAUCUGCGCGCACCGGUGCCGCGCGACGCCCACGGCGCCCGUCUGCGGCUGCCUGGACGGGUUCCAGCUGCAGGCCGACGGCAAGACCUGCCGGGACGUGGACGAGUGCGCCACCGGCGCGGCGCCCUGCUGGCAGCUCUGCAACAACACCGAGGGCGGCUUCCGCUGCGGCUGCCUGGCCGGCUACGGACUGGAGCCGGACGGAGUGGCGUGCCGCGCCAACACCUCCCCUCGCCUGCUGCUGACUCAGGCCAGCCGGGUCAUCGCCGACUCGGUCCGCCACAAGAACCUGCAGCUGAUCUACCGCAACGAUAAUACGACGCUGGCCUUCUCAGACUACGACGCCUGGACGGAGACGCUGUACUUCUACGACAGCUACCGCGGCGCCGUGCUGGCCGUGCCGGCCGGGGACGACCAGCCGCCACGCACGGUCGUUGCCAACGCCACCGGGGUGACGGCGAUGGCACUCGAGUGGGCCACGAAGAGCGUCUACCUGGCCAGCAGAGAGGGCGAGACGGGUGUACUACGCGCCUGUGCCGCCGACGGACUCUGCCGCACGCUGGCGAGGACGGCCGGUGAGACUCUGCUGGCGCUGCGCCCCGUGCCCGAGCAGGGCUUCCUCCUAGCGUGUGCCGAGCUGGCCGCUCCUCCGGGCGGCCGCCGGAGCGGGCGCGUCCUCCGCCUUAGCGCCGACGGCUCCGAGCGGCUGGUGCUGGCCGACCACAAGGUGGGCCGCUGCGGCGGCGUCGACCUGGACCGCACCACGGGACUGGUCUGGUGGUCGGACACGCACUUCCACCGGCUGGGCUCUGCGCGGCUGGACGGCAGCGGACGCGCCGCCGCCGACCUGUCAGGCCUCCACCUGCCGCGGGGGCUGGCCGUGUUCGAGGACUGGGCGUACGUCAUCAGCCAUCGCAGUCAGGUGCGCCGCUGCCACACCAGGGUCGUUGAGACGGGCACCGGCACCUACGCGCCGCUGCGGCCCGGCGCCGCCGCCUGGUGUCAGCGCGUCUACAACAACGCCAUGGAGUUGCGGGCCCUGGACGUGCUGCACAGACUGCGGCAGCCGCUGCUGCUCGGCGAACGGAACGGCUCGGUGAGCGCGUGUCGCCGCCACGGCCGGUGUCGGCACAUGUGCCUGCCGAGAGGGGGUCAGGUGGCCUGCUACUGUCCCGACAGCCAGCCCGACUGCCGGCCGGAGCUCACCGACACGGACCUGGCGGACGGGGCGGGGGAGGCGGCGGGGGCGGCCAGCGCGGCUCAGCCGCCCUCGGGCGGGGGCGGCAGCAGCGGCGCCGCCAUCGGCGUGGUGCUGUGCCUGCUGGCGCUGCUGCUGGUCGGCGCCGCGCUGUGGCUGCGCCGGCGCGGGCGCCGCUGCGGCCGGACCCGGCCCGCCGGCCACCAGUUUCAGAACCCCACGUUCGGCAUGACGCCGCCGCCGGACGCGCCGGACCUGGGCGCUCCGGGGGCCUGGCUCCGCGACUCGGCCGACGACAACAACAACCCCUUCAGCGAGGAGGACGACUACAAGAAGAGGGCGGCCGGCGGCCGGACAGCCGCGCAACACCCCGACUGCAGUCCGAAGACAAAGAGCUGUCACAUCCAGCUCGGCCUGGGAGCUCGCAGCGAGGACUCUGGGUUCCUGGAGCUGAGCUCCGCCGGCUUCUCCUCCAUGGAGCGGCUAGUGCAGUAGCGUCAUCGCUGUGACGUCAUCGCUGGGACGUCAUCGGUGGGACGUCAUCGCCGGGAUGUCAUCCCUGGGACGUCAUCGCUGGGACGUCACCGCCGCAACUGUGGUGACAUCGUGGAUGUUGUAAUGUCAAAGGGUCGUCUCCGGAAGCCAUUUCUGGCCUUGGCGGCAGCGAGAUGACCGAGUUUACGGUCCAGUGAGGGGCCGAUGAGAGUAACGUUCAUACCGGAUGGGCUGACUGGGCACAUCCUGCCGCAUUCCGUACUGGAAUGGCAUGACGAAUGGUUUAAAUUUAUGGGCGUGCAUUGUUGAUACUGGAUUUGUUUUAAGAGACGUUGAACUUAAAUGUGUUUAUUUUGAGCCACAUGUGGUCCAAGCGAUUAUGGCACGAUCGAUGUCCUUAGACGCUCUUCACAAUAAAAGUGCAUGACGA